Molecule: messenger RNA, 2103 nt
Organism: Mya arenaria
Lineage: Eukaryota; Metazoa; Mollusca; Bivalvia; Myida; Myidae
Exons: 3
Coding region: 119-1684 (521 amino acids)
Source: RefSeq, a predicted model, not a curated record
GUCCUUUCCGAUAACUCGAUUAUCUUUCCCUGAAUACUCUUCAAGUGGGCAUGCGCAAAAAGCGGAAAUUUACUUCCGGGGACUACACAAACCAGGAAGUAAACAGCAACAAGUGAAAAUGGAAAGUAAAGAUUCAAAACUAAUAAAGAAAACGGGCAGGAAAACCCCUAAGUACUGUUGUAUUUGUAAAGGAAUUUACAGAGGAAAGGUUAUUGAUGGGAGAAAAGUGUCAUUGCACCGUUUUCCUCAGAACAAACGUUUAAAACGUGUGUGGGUGCAGCGAUGUAAAACGGUCAUGAGAUCGUUCCAGUGGAAUGAACACAGACGAUUGUGUAGUGAGCAUUUUGUUGGCUUCAGAGGACCUUCAUUCCAGCAUACACUUCCAUCUAUGUUUCCAACUGAGACUGGUGCUACCAAAACCUUCCAGCCAACGCUCCUUGAUGAAGACGUAGGUGAUGAUGAUGAUGGUGAUACGGUCAAUGACGAUUUAGACCUAGAACUGUCAAAUGAUGAUAGUAUACAGCCACAACUGUCAUUUGUAUCCCCUUCCGGGCAUGCCAUUGAUACCUCUGUCCACCUGCAUGAUUACUGCAUGGGACCAGUACUACAGCCACAGAAUCAGUCCUUUAGAUGUUGUGACACACAGACUGAGAACAACUGUGCAGUGAUGGAAGUACAAACUGAAGAAAGUUUCCUGGGAAAAACAGCAGACUUCAGUUCACAAACAGAACAUUCUACUAGAGACUUUGGUGUACAAUGUCAGCUACCUAUGCUCACAUAUGAUGACGUAAAAUACAAUGACGAUUUGGUCAGUUUUUACACCGGAAUCCCUAAUCGAGUUGUGUUUGAAGCUUUGUUUGAUGAAAUCAAGGAUGAAGCUGAAGUGCGGACAUCAAGGCGGAAACUUAACUAUAAAGAUUCAGAUGGAGGACGGCCAAGAACUCUAAGUGUUCUGGAUGAAUUUUUCAUGGUGCUGAUGCGCCUACGUCUAGGUCUGUUAUUUGAAGAUCUAGGUACUAGGUUUUGCAUAUCCACUUCACAAUGUAGUGACAUUGUUGAAAGAUGGAUCAACUAUUUACAUGUACAAUUAUCCUUUCUUGUUCAAUGGCCAUCUCGUGAGGUAGUGAAAAAUAACAUGCCUGAACAAUUUAAAGAGAAAUAUUCUAACACUAGAAUUAUUAUCGACUGCACUGAAAUUUACAGUGAAACAUCCAGUUCUCUUUCUUUGAAAAGUUUAAUGUACAGUGAUUACAAGUCUCACAUGACUCAUAAGAUUUUGGUGGGUAUAAGCCCAAAUGGUGUUGUAACUUUUGUUUCUGACUGUUGGGUGGGCUGUACCAGUGACAAGAAACUCACAGAAAAAUGUGGACUCUUGGACUUGCUUGAAGAAGGAGACGCCAUAAUGGUUGAUAAGGGUUUCACUAUUACAGACCUUACUACUCCAAGAGGCAUUCAUCUCAUUAUUCCACCAUUUAAACAGAAAGGAAAACAAUUCUCUAAACGUGAGGUUCUCCUUACAAAAGAUAUUGCAAGUUUACGAAUACAUGUUGAAAGGCAAAUGGAGAGAAUCAAGAACUUUCGAAUAUUGCAUGGCAAUAUUCCUAUAACACAGUCAAGGAGAAUUUCUAAAGUGUUCAAAAUAUGCACAUAUUUGACAAAUCUAUGGCCACCACUUGUUCAAUAAUAACUCAUGUGUCAAUGAAAGCGUUUGUAUAUAUCAAGCAUUAGAUUUAGGGAUAAAAACUUGUAUACUUCUAACUAGAACAAUGAAAUUACAAUUUUGUUUUAAAAUCAUUUUUUCGAGCAAGUUAUAUGAUAACAUAUGAGAUUACACAUUUGAUUCAGGUUUGACAAAAAUGGAUAAGGAAAUAUGCUCAUGUGAAUGGAUUUCAAGAUUUGAUUUGAAACAUGUAUGCAUUAACUGAUCAAUUUAUUGAUAUAAUUUUUUGUUUGUGAAACAUCUGCUUUGUAUUUUGUGGUUUUAUUAUUUGUAACAUUUCUAAGAAUAAAAGUCAAAGAUCACUUAUUAAGUUUGGCUCUGAAAUGAGUUUUUUUUUUAUUUGCCAUGUGUAAUUGAUCUACCACGUACUUCAAAUCAUUAGU